GAUUCAUAUAACCAAUCCCUGAAGAAUGAAGACAGCAAAAAUACUGUGAUUGUUCAGAGGAAAGGUUUCCAUAACAGUGUAACCUUUUAUAUGACUACGAAGGGAUCCAAAAAUGUCGACCAGUAGCACUCUAAGUAACUAUUAUGUGGACUCUAUAAUGGGGCAUGAAGCAGAGGAUGUGUACAGGCCACGCUUUGUCCAGUCUCCGCACAGUACGACCUCAAUGCCACCAGGUGUUGGGGACAAUGCAGAUUUUUCCUCCUGCAGUUUUGCACCCAAAUCAGCCGUUUUCCCAGGGUCUUGGUCCUCGGUCCACACGCAGUCCACCGCCGCAGUAUCAGGGAUUUACCAUCCUUACGUCCAGUCCCACCUCUCCGCAGCAGACAGCAGAUAUGUUCGGUCGUGGAUAGACCCAAUUUCUAGCAACGUUUCUUUCUCCGGCUUUCACUAUAACAGCCGGCAUUAUGGAACAAAUGGAACCAAGCCCGAAAGUUUACCACUGAAAAGGACUGAGAGUGCCACUUUUGAGCCAGAGACUCAGGUGGUUGUCCGCGGCCCUGGUUAUGCUUGUGGAUUGUCCGAAUGCCCGAAAAAUGUGGCCAAAGAGAGCGUUGGCAGUGAUACUUCGAAUCACAGCGAGCCUAAAGAAGAGAAAAAACAACUUGACCCAAACAACCCUGCAGCAAACUGGAUUCAUGCACGUUCAACAAGGAAGAAGCGAUGUCCAUACACGAAGUAUCAGACACUAGAACUGGAAAAAGAAUUCCUCUUCAACAUGUAUUUGACACGAGAUCGACGAAACGAAAUGGCUCGAAAUCUCAAUUUAACUGAAAGACAGGUCAAAAUCUGGUUCCAGAACAGAAGAAUGAAAAUGAAAAAGAUGAACAGAGAGAGGGGCAGUAAGGAUCACUUAUAGCCCAUGCUUAUAGCCCAUGCUAGAGUGGAUGUGUAAUCCCUCGCCUUAUGAUGUACCAUAUUGUUGUGAUGACUUGGAAUAUAACGUUCUUUCUUUUUUGGGGGGGGGGGUUGAAUCAAAGUUAAUGUUGAGUCUUAAACGAAUUACUCCAGAACUCGAGUAUUUAUGCCCAAUAUGAGCCCAUGGGAAUGUGCUUGCGUAUCGUUUUCUUCGUGGUGUAUUUGAACAAUGUCAUGUUUUCAGAGGAUAUAUUUGUGCUAAUAUUUUCAGUGAAUAUUGUAGGCCUAAUUCAGUGAAAGAUCCAUCACGCAAAUUGGAAAUUAUAUAACUUACUUAAAAAGUAGAGGCUGACUGAUUAUGUUUGUAAGGCUGGGACUAGAAUUUAAAAUGAAAUUAUACUCUUUUUUAGUAUUUAUAUUAGUUUCAUGGUGUUUUUUUCUGAGGUUAGUUUUGGAAUGAGACAUGAUUGGGCGUAGCCUUAAUCUUAGCAUAUUCCUGCAUUUUCCGAAUCCAAUUCAGGCUGUAGUUAAGGUUCCCUUGCACUAAUGCAGUAGUUUGCAGAACUGAGAGAUAGGACUAAUAACGCCUUAUUGCAAAACUGAAAUUAGAACUAUUUGGUGACGAGGAAAGUAGGACUAAUUAGAAGGUUUCUUUCUCUUAAAUAAAUGCAUUUGGUUAAUCUGUAUAAGAGAUUCAAUGAUUGGAUAUUUCGUUGUAUUUUUUUUUAAGGUCAUCAGAAUUAAACAACGUAAAGUGGCAUUUGGUAUACUGAACUCACAUUUUAGAAACAUUUUUUUCAUAAUAUGAAUUUAGUUUACAAGGUGGUUGGAUUUCACUUGAAUAGGAUAAUGUUGCAUUGUUUAAAGAGGUAAUAAAGUAUUUAUGAUUGGGA
This is a messenger RNA of Oncorhynchus tshawytscha (Chinook salmon), 1808 nucleotides long. Its product is annotated as homeobox protein Hox-D9a. Gene Ontology annotation, molecular function: DNA-binding transcription factor activity, RNA polymerase II-specific; RNA polymerase II cis-regulatory region sequence-specific DNA binding. Lineage: Eukaryota; Metazoa; Chordata; Actinopteri; Salmoniformes; Salmonidae. Gene Ontology annotation, cellular component: nucleus. Bases 113 to 916 code for a protein of 267 amino acids. The record is from RefSeq and is a predicted model, not a curated record. Gene Ontology annotation, biological process: regulation of transcription by RNA polymerase II; DNA-templated transcription; proximal/distal pattern formation. The transcript has 2 exons.